Molecule: messenger RNA, 2099 nt
Organism: Oncorhynchus tshawytscha (Chinook salmon)
Lineage: Eukaryota; Metazoa; Chordata; Actinopteri; Salmoniformes; Salmonidae
Product: potassium voltage-gated channel subfamily D member 3-like
Exons: 4
Coding region: 511-1050 (179 amino acids)
Source: RefSeq, a predicted model, not a curated record
CUCAGUGUAGUCUUUUUUUUUACCAAUAACUUCACUUAUAAUUCAGUCCUAGAAGGUGGAGAAAGAAUCAUGACGGCUGAGAGAAAUGGAUAGGAUUUAAAGAGGCUAUAUAAUAGACAUGCUGCUUUCGCUGUGGGUAAGACAAAGACUGAUGGAUAGCUUGAUACCUUGUGAUAUGAACAGGACUGAAAGUGAUCACCACCACAAUGUUUACAUGGUGAGCCCACUCUAGCCCGACAAAUCCAUGGUGACACACUUACAUCAUCCAGGGAAGGGGUGAUGACGAGGCUGCAAAUUCUCACCACUAGAUGAUGAUAAGACAUAUCUCAUCCCUGCCUGGGUUUGACAUGUUAACCUCUCUCUACGCAGAAAGCCAGACUGGCCCGGAUAAGAAUAGCCCAGACGGGCAGCUCCUGCACGGGCUUCCUCCAGAGCAAACGCAACGACCUCCUCAACGAACUGCUGGAGCUCACGGGAUCAGAGGAAGAGGAACAGCAGCUCAACAAGGGCAUGUCGUUAUUAGAGAGCCAACACCACCACCUAUUGCACUGUCUGGAGAAGACCACUGCCCAUGAGUUUGUGGAUGAGCAGCUGUAUGAGCAGAACUGCCUGGAGACCACGAUCCAGAGCUACACCUCCCGCAGCCCCUCCUUCUCUAGCCAGGAUGGGCCCAUAGGCACCUGCUGUACCCGCCGGGGGAAGAUGAACUCCCCACUACCCAACUCCAGCCUGCCCCUCCAGCCCAGCCAUCAGCAGGGCUCACUACAGGAGCUCAGCGCCCUGCACAUCCAGUGUGGGGAUAAGCUGCCCCAUACCACCAGUCGCUCCAGUCUCAACAUGAAGACAGACGAUGUGGGCCUGAUCAACUGCAAGGGCAGUCAGAUCACCACGGCGAUCAUCAGCAUCCCCACGGCCCCCUCCGACACCACUGACGGGGGCGCUCUCCACGGACCCCCCCAGCGCAGACCCCCCCCACCCCCCACCGGCCCACAGGCCCCCAGCAUCAACACCACCGCCAGCUCCAAUGUCAUCAAAGUAUCCGCUCUGUGACUGUGUGACGAACCCAAUCGACAGACUGACUGAGCAGGAGGAGAGGUGAAGGGGACUUUCACUUGAACUCUGCCUUGAAGGACCCUGUCGCCUGUUUAGAGGAAGAGAAAUGGGAGGGAACUCCCAUUUUCCAAGGAAUGUACUUGGCCUUUUGAGAAGCCAGGGGAUAGGCUACUGUAUACUGAGAGAAAUGUUGAAACGCAAGUCAGCUGAUGGUAGGCUACUGUGUGCCCAUUUCCCAAAAACGGGCCAGUACGUUUGAAUUGCGGGAAUCGACAGGACAAAGGAAGUCACUGUGUCUUUGUGCACUUCGCACCUACUCUUUAUUUUCUUGAUCUGGCUACAGCUCAACCCUAAAUGUGUAAAAGAUAUUCUUCUUACACUUACAAGGUUCAAAGGAGGAUGAAGACAACGAUCAAUGUUUUAACUCGAGUUUGGUUGGUCUUCUUUGCGUUUUCUGUUUGUCGUAUCUAGUUUCACCUUGAUUGAUACAGUUUUGGAGUUUUUUCACUUCUCCAGUGGACGAGGUGUGUCGGUUAAUAUGAUUGUGGUGAUUUUUGUUUGUUUGUGUAUGUACGUGUGUGAUACUUUUAUGAAAUGUUAAUAUUUUAGUGGUUUUUUAAAAUCUGAUUUAGAUUUUCAUCAGUCCACAAUGCCCUUAAAGAGUGACUGCCCCUAAAAAGCCAUUUCUCGUUUUGAAAAUGGCCUAUAGUGGGAUCGAUAUGAGUCAGACAUUUAUUCUACUGUCAAAAUCAAAUACAAAAUGUGAAUAGGAUAAUUUGGGUCAUAAAUUUAUUCUCAUCCAGAUUUGUGAGAUGUCAGGAAAAACAUGUUCUAGAAUGAAGGGUACCAUAACAGUUUUCCUUGGGUUUGGUAAUGCCCAUGGUCAGUUUUGUUUGACAUUCAAUAUCCCUAUGGGGCUUGUUAGGGACCACAACAUUCUGAAGGUGAAUAGCUCCAAAUUUCAAUAAAUUUAAAAACCUCAAACCAAUUAUACACUGCUCAAAAAAAUAAAGGGAACACUUAAACAACACAAUGUAACUCCAAGU